Solanum tuberosum (potato) is the source of this 447-nucleotide messenger RNA. RefSeq names its product transcription factor HEC2-like. Bases 1 to 447 code for a protein of 148 amino acids. The record is from RefSeq and is a predicted model, not a curated record. Lineage: Eukaryota; Viridiplantae; Streptophyta; Magnoliopsida; Solanales; Solanaceae. The transcript has a single exon. Gene Ontology annotation, biological process: regulation of DNA-templated transcription. Gene Ontology annotation, molecular function: protein dimerization activity; DNA-binding transcription factor activity.
AUGGAUUUAAAUGAGAUUACACAAUCCAUCAACAACAUUGAAAUGAUUCAAUUGCUACCAAUCCACAACUCAUCAUCAAUUGAUCAUGAACCCGCCCUUCUGCCCGUGCCAUCGAUUCACGAACGGAGUUCCUUGGAGAUGAUGAGGGAGAUGAUUUUUCAUAUAGCGAUGAUGCAGCCCAACAAAAUUGAUCCGGAAUCAGUGAAACCACCUAAGAGAAAGAACGUGAAGAUAUCAAAGGAUCCACAGAGCGUUGCAGCCAGACAUCGGAGAGAAAAAAUAAGUCAAAAGAUAAGGAUUCUUCAAAGACUUGUUCCUGGAGGAACCAAAAUGGACACAGCUUCUAUGUUAGAUGAGGCUGUCCAUUAUGUUAAGUUUCUUAAGAAACAACUAAAAUUGUUAAAGCAAGCAAUUGCUUGCUCUAACGAUAAUAAUAAGAAGGGUUAA